GAAAAACACGCUAAAUAAAUAAUUUCUUAACAAGGUGAAACUGUCGCGUAAGCGCGUGUGUUAUCCAACAACUAGCUCCAGUUAAAGUUAUAAAAGAAAAUCGCUGUGUAUUUGUAUCUAUAACACCAAAGCAUAAAUUUGAUUACAAUGUUAAGCGCAGACCGAAUGUAAAAACUUGGGGGCCAGCGCACACACGCUAGCGCGUCAGAGCGUUGACGGCGGCGUCGACGUCAGCGUUGGCGCAGCAGCCCGCAUUGUGUAUAAUACAAUUUGCACAGAAGCAAAAAAUCGGAAUGAAAAGAGCCGAGCAGCGACGUUGACGCAGCAGCGAGGCUGAUGCCAGCAAAGAUGUGCGCGCACAAUACGAAAAAUUACAAAGCAGACUUUUGGGAGCGGCAAAUGGCCGAAAUCAGCAGCAGCUGCAGCGAUAGAAGCAGCAGCAGCCAGCAGAAUCCAGCAGCAGCAACAACAAUGUCAACGCUACAACGGAGCGUUCGCAAGUGAAUAACAUAGUGGUGGGAGUUGAAGCACACAUAUAAACCGAGUGCCAAAGCGACAGAGCGAGCGAGAGAAAGAGAGAGAGGGAGUGCAAGAGCUUGCCAGAGAGUACGAAAGCACGAGAGCUUGCGCCGCAACGUAAGCGCCCAUGACCAGUACGAAAAUGCUCAGAAGUCCGACGACAUCGCGAGCGCGUGGGUGCAACAAGGAUAAGCAGCUGCAGCAGCAGCAGGACGACCGCCUGACCAUUUAGAAAUCACAGCUCAAGUAAGCAAAAGCCAGACCAGGCACAUCUUGUGCACAAUCUAUAGUGCAUUCUCAGGCGAGGCAGUAAAUUCAAAUCAGAGCAAAUCAAAUAUCACGCACACGCCAUGGAGCCAGUCAUGAGCUUGGCACUGGCCGCCCAUGGGCCGCCCAGCAUACUGGAGCCGUUGUUUAAAACCGUAACUACGAGCACAAGCACAACAACAAGCACGACGGCAGCCACGACGAGUAGCAGCAGCAGCAGCCCCACCAUCAGCCCCGCCAUAACUACCAGCAGCACCCUGCUGACGGCUCUGCUUGAGAACCUGACCUCAACGGCGGCGAGUGGCCUCUACGAUCCGUAUGGGAACCACACGAACUCCAGCCUGGGCUUUGAAACGAAGGGGCCGAGGUACUCAGUAGCCUCGAUGCUUGUUAUGGGCUUCGUAGCGGCGAUUCUGAGCGCGGUGACAGUUGCGGGCAACCUCAUGGUGAUGAUCUCGUUCAAGAUCGACAAGCAGCUGCAGACGAUCAGCAACUAUUUCCUCUUCUCGCUGGCCAUCGCGGACUUUGCGAUCGGCGCCAUCUCGAUGCCGCUCUUCGCGGUCACCACGAUACUGGGCUACUGGCCGCUGGGGCCGCAUGUGUGCGACACCUGGCUGGCCCUCGACUACCUGGCCUCGAACGCCUCCGUGCUGAACCUGCUCAUCAUCAGCUUCGACCGGUACUUCAGUGUCACCCGGCCGCUGACAUAUCGCGCCAAGCGCACGACCAACAAAGCGGCCGUCAUGAUCGGCGCUGCCUGGGGCAUCAGCCUGCUGCUGUGGCCGCCCUGGAUCUACAGCUGGCCCUACAUCGAGGGCAAGCGCACGGUGCCCAAGGACGAGUGCUACAUCCAGUUCAUUGAGACGAACCAGUACAUCACCUUCGGCACUGCACUGGCUGCGUUCUACUUUCCCGUUACGAUCAUGUGCUUCCUCUACUUCCGCAUCUGGCGGGAGACGAAGAAGCGCCAGAAGGAUUUACCCAAUUUGCAGGCCGGCAAGAAGGACUCCAGUAAGAGAUCCAACAGCAGCGAUGAAAAUACCGUGGUGAAUCAUACAUCGGGGGGUCUGCUGGGGUUCGGCCAGCUGGGCGGAAAUGAGCAUGAUACGUGGCGACGGCCGCGCUCCGAGAGCUCGGCGGAUGCGGAAAGUGUCUACAUGACAAACAUGGUCAUCGACUCGGGAUAUCACGGCAUGCACUCACGCAAGUCGAGCAUCAAGAGCACCAAUACAAUCAAAAAGCCAUACUCUUGCUUUGGCAGCAUCAAGGAGUGGUGCAUCGCGUGGUGGCACUCGGGCCGCGAAGACUCCGACGAUUUUGCCUACGAGCAGGAGGAGCCAUCUGAUUUAGGGUAUGCAACACCAGUAACAAUUGAAACUCCUUUACAAAGCUCCGUCUCCAGAUGCACCUCGAUGAACGUCAUGCGGGACAACUACUCGAUGGGCGGAAGCGUGAGUGGGGUGCGGCCGCCGAGCAUAAUGCUGGCGGAUGUGUCGCCGACGCCGCUGCGCCCGUCACUCAAUUCCAUUUCGCAGAUGCAGGUGCAGGAAAUGAACGCGACCGGCAAUGGCAACAACGGCAAUCUCAACAUCAACAUCAGCAUCAAUGCCGGCAAUGGAGCUGGGGGCGGCGGUGCUGCGGUCAGCAACAACAACAAUCUGAACGGGGGCAGCGCCAACAGCAACCCGAGCGCCAAUGCGCUGCGUGACUCACGAACGCUGCCCGUGAGCAAUCGCAUCGGCUCGCGCUCGGUUAGCCAGGACUCGGUCUACACAAUACUCAUCCGGCUGCCGCCAGAUGGCGCCAGCUCGGCGACCGGCAGCAGCGGAGUUGGCGGCGUCAACAAUGCCCUGGGCAACCAAGGCGUCCAUGGUGAUUGCGGGCCGUCCAUCAAGAUGAUACACGAGGAUGUCUCAACGGUGGGGGCAGGUAGCUUGGGAGUGGUCACGACUGCCCCACCACCCACGCGCCGCCCCUUGCCGUCGCGCGACUCGGAGUUCAGCCUGCCGCUGGGCAGGCGGAUGUCGCACGCCCCCCAGGAUAUGCGGCUGCUGAAUGCGAAGGUCAUACCGAAGCAGCUGGGCAAGACGGCGGGUCAGAAUGCGCUGCUGAACGCUCGCAACGCGGCCAAGAAGAAGAAAAAGUCGCAGGAGAAGCGACAGGAGUCGAAGGCUGCCAAAACGCUCUCAGCCAUUCUGCUCAGUUUCAUCAUCACGUGGACACCGUACAACAUUCUAGUCCUGAUCAAGCCGCUGACGACCUGCUCGGACUGCAUUCCCACCGAGCUGUGGGACUUCUUCUACGCCCUGUGCUACAUCAACUCAACCAUCAAUCCCAUGUGCUAUGCGCUCUGCAACGCCUCCUUCCGGCGCACCUACAUUCGCAUCCUCACCUGCAAAUGGCAGUCGCGCAAUCGAGAGGGAAUGGUCCGGGGCGUGUACAAUUAG
Messenger RNA from Drosophila navojoa, 3233 nucleotides. RefSeq names its product muscarinic Acetylcholine Receptor, A-type (gene mAChR-A). Gene Ontology annotation, cellular component: plasma membrane; dendrite; synapse. The record is from RefSeq and is a predicted model, not a curated record. Gene Ontology annotation, molecular function: G protein-coupled serotonin receptor activity; G protein-coupled acetylcholine receptor activity. NCBI's taxonomy places the organism in Eukaryota, Metazoa, Arthropoda, Insecta, Diptera, Drosophilidae. Gene Ontology annotation, biological process: adenylate cyclase-inhibiting G protein-coupled acetylcholine receptor signaling pathway; G protein-coupled receptor signaling pathway, coupled to cyclic nucleotide second messenger; chemical synaptic transmission.